AAAUGACAUCCGGCACUUGUUCAAUGACGUCAUCUGGCAGCAGUGAAUUUGCAUAACUAAAUUUCGUACUCUGGUUUGUGAUUUUGUUUGCUACAAAAAAGCUUUCUAAGCGAGCAAACCAGAGUUCAGCCUUUCGUGGAUUAAAAAUGGGUAAAGGUACAGAGAUGGCACCCACGGAAAUAGAUUUAGAUGAAAGACUUAGCGAAUUAUCAAGUGCCAUGAUACGAAGAAGCAAUAGUAAUAAUAAGCCGAGGAUUGUAAUAUACAAUAUGAAGAGAAAUCAAAAAUAACAACAAGAAAUAUAUAUAAGACUCACCAAAAAGAAAAACUGUCACUUUUGGUUUAAAUAUGCGAAUAUACAGCAAUAGUUCCAAAGGAACAAUGUUAUCGAUGGAUUUAUUAUGACUGUUAAUGAAUUGUUAAUAAUUGUAAUAGUAAUUCCAAUGUGAAGUUCUUUAAGAUACGCUUGGAGAGUAUGCAGCAGAAUUUGUAGAGAAAUGGUGUGUGUUCUAAAAGCGGUUCACCAAAAUGUUGAGGAUGAUGUCCUCAAUAUCUGACUCCAAAUAAUAAUAUCCCGUAACUGAGUAUUUUAGGUAGGCUUAAUCUCCUAGUAGAAUUGCGAAUUUACUCGAGAUUAUUAAAAAGCCUGAACACCAGUUAUAGAGAUAGUUUAUUGAUAAUGAAUAAUAAUAAUCCACAAGCGUACGGUGAGCAAGCACACGAUGAAACAGAGAGAGUGUGUGAGUCUAUUAAAAAUCCAUAUAUAUUUGAGAGUUAAUCGGGUGUGGAUAGAUUAUCGAUUAUCUGAACAUUGAGACCAAUAGGAAGAUAGCUUAAGCGUUAAUGAACAGACAUACUUUCGAUCAUACACACCGAAAUUAACAUAGUGAAUUGAGUCUGAGUUACAAUGACUAGAUAAAUGAUACAGUAGUCAAAUGGGCUUGCCACAACCUCGUUGAAGUCAGCUGCUUUGUUUUUGAAUGCGAUAGUGGAAAUAAUAACCCUUUGUGAAAUUCAUUCGUGCAUAUAUAUUUAUAUACUUAAUCUAUUUGCAUUACUUCAGAGAAAGUCGUCGUCAUCAAAUUUGUGUCUGAGAUAUAUAAUGGUAAUCAUAUUAUGUAUAGAUUUUGUAAUAUAUUUAUUCAGUUAUUUUAAUUACAUUCGAUUUAUUCGUUUAAACUAUUCUCUUCUGUAUACUGAAAUGAGGAAAUCAUACUAUCUCUUAAUAGAAGUAAACCAUCGUUUGUUAACUUCAGUAAAAACAGCGAAACAUUCAAAUCGGUUAUUGUAAAUAAAAAGGAAUAUGGAUUCUAAGUGCAUAUACCACUUAACUAUAGAUAUAUCAAACCAUGAAUUUGGAAGUGGGAUUUGACGAAAAUGAAGUAAACAAGAACACGAAUGGGGACAAUCGAAUGGAUUUAAUACAAACUUAGAGAGGAUCUCACUUAAGUUUGAGAACUAUGUAGUAAAUCGUUAAUUUGCAAAAUAUCAGUCAAUCGUCUCAAACUUCACUGUUCCUCUCGCAAAUAUCAGUCUAUUGUCUCAGAUUUCAUUAUUCAUGCAUUUUCAUAUCAACUGUGUUCCGCUUCCGUUCUUUCCUUAUCGAUCUUCUGCUGAAAUACGUUCAAUGCCUGAUUACUGUUAUAUACCACUUAUAUGGAUAUAAGUAACCCACAUCACAAAAACACUAUUUUUAUAAGGAAACAUGUUUGCAUCAAAAAAUCAUUAAUGUAUACAGUAUUUAUGUUCAUUAUAUUAACAAAGUUAGUUAAACGAUUGGAAAAUGUAUAUAUUUAUAUAAUGAGACCUUUUAACUGCUCUAUGUGACAAAGCAAUACAUCAUAGUUCAUACUACAAUGCCCGAAUAAUCUUGUACGGUGAUAAAUGAUUCACAAUUGAUUGAUCACUGGGUGGUGAUCAAUGUCAUGUGUGUCAAGUCCUUCUUAGUGCAGAUUGAAUGCUAUCAUUCAAGUUGCAAUGUGGCCACCAGUCUAGGUCACUCAACACUGCGUGCACUAUGUUGAGAUAAGAUGGUGGUUGGAGUUUCGGGCUACUUGGCACUCGUUAGCAAGGUGUAACUGUAAUCUUGAGGGAACUGAUGCUCCCUGACAGAUUUGAUCCCGUGUCACCCAGCUUCAUAGUCAGAGACGUUACCACUGAUAACUGAUUAUUUCACGAAUAUGUAUGAAAUAUAUUCAGCGAAUGAUAAUAUAACUUCAACUAAUAUAUUCCUUACAAAGUCUGAUAGGCUUUGGUUUUAAUUGAUAAACUAAUACGUAAUACAAAUUGUUGGACUACGUAUAUUACUAACAUAAUAAGUGGAACAUACCACAGAAAAUGUUAUGACAUAUAAUCAUUUCAUAAACAAUCUAUAGAGUAUUACAUUCAACAUAAUCACAUAAUCAUAAAUUUUCAUACUCAUAACAUAAACCUUUAGUAAUUUGCUUGUAUACAUUACAGUUAAAGCGAAUUGUUAUAUUUAUCGAAAUGGGAAGAUAUCUUUUUACUACGAGAAGGUCAGUUUAAUAAUUGAAUAAGCCAUGAAGUUAAUUCAAGUACAUCAGUUUAUCUCAAUGUCUUUUGUAUUACAAAUUGUUAUCCUUAUCAAAAUACAUUACAUAUGAUUUGAGUACAUCAUCAAUUCUAUAGUAAAUAAACACUUUCAGUGACAUACGAUUUCCAAUACAACACACUCAAGUAAACUAAUGGUAGAUUUAAACAAUAACAUAUAGAAAUAAAGAGAAAAUCGCCUUAUACUAAUUUGUAGUAUUCUGUUAUCUCUAGAAGCAAAGAUGUGAUGCUACAAGUUGUGAAUCAGUGAACGUUUAAUAGUUAUUAUGAAACACUGAUGCAGGAUGUCAGAUGUGUUCCUCCUUAUAUGAACCAGGCAUUAUUCUUCUGUUAAAAGUUUUCGAGCUAUUCAUUGAUCAAAAUGUCAACUACGUUUCAAUGCAUAAUUAGUUAAACAUAGUUGAUUAGGUUGUUUUCCGUUCAAAACACCAUCUCCAUUUCCUAACUAGAUAGCUUUUAUAAGUUAAGUAAUUUCAUUUAUAUCUCGCUGAAUCUUUAGUUGAUGUUUCUGUUUGAAAUGAAAAGGUAAUUUCAAUACUCUGUGAGUAGAACUAACUUCAAUAUAUAAGAUUGUAUGUCUGCAGUCUCUAACACAAAUUUCCACAAUUCCUUUUCAGAUACCUGAUAACAUUAAAGAAAUUUUGUUAUGGCCGAUGAUGAACAAUGGAUUAUGGUGCAGUCAUUCCACGCACCCUACUCCUAUAAAAAAAGAAUACAGCGCCAUAUUAACUCAUGAGUCCUUAAUCGAAGAUGGCACAUUAGUGGAGUUCGAACCUAUGUCAGACGUUUGCGACAUACAAAAUACUAAAGAUUUAUGCAUAAAUACAAAUAGAGCUGAAUCUCAGUGUUACUGGUGUUCAAUGAUUGAAAAAUGCAGUAAUGGCCGUGAUUAUCAUGCAGAUAUAUGGAUGAAGAACGGUUGCGAUGCAAAUAAUAUUUCUCAACCUCAACGUUCGCAAAAUUUAACACCAAAGGGAAUGAGAGAAUCUGCUGUACAAACCACGAAUGAGAAUAAUAACAAUUCUCAGAAUCAAUGUAUGCGAAAUUCAACAUCAAAGGGUUUGAGAGAAUCUGUUCUACGAAACACGACUGAGAACAAUAUUUCUUUUUCAAUUCCGCCCAAUUUUUCUGAAGGAAAACAAAUUUCCAAUUCGUAUACAUACUUGUUUUUUGUGAUACCACUUUUAAUUCUGUUCAUUAUAUUUAGUAUUUAUUUUGUUAGAUUAAUUCUAAUCCGGUUACGAUUAUUAAAGGUAACAUAUGAUUUAGAUGCUUAAAGGAACAAAAUGUAUGAUACUACAUUUAAAAUUACAAUUGAAAUUAAAUAAAUUUUCUCUCGCAACGAAAUGCUCAUAGUCAAUACAAAACAUGAGUAUUCGAAUACUCAGUAUGUAAAUUCAACAUUCAUAAUUUCCAUAUAUUCCAUAUUAGUUUUCUUUUUAACUCAAUAUUGAACAGAAAUGUAACAGCUAAUUUUCAAUAGUUAUCAUUUCGUCUGAAUUCC
Schistosoma haematobium is the source of this 4075-nucleotide messenger RNA. RefSeq lists its product as uncharacterized. The record is from RefSeq and is a predicted model, not a curated record. NCBI's taxonomy places the organism in Eukaryota, Metazoa, Platyhelminthes, Trematoda, Strigeidida, Schistosomatidae. The coding region runs from base 3225 to 3848 and encodes 207 amino acids. The transcript has 7 exons.